Naegleria lovaniensis is the source of this 567-nucleotide messenger RNA. RefSeq lists its product as uncharacterized. The record is from RefSeq and is a predicted model, not a curated record. Gene Ontology annotation, cellular component: COPI vesicle coat. The coding region runs from base 1 to 567 and encodes 188 amino acids. The transcript has a single exon. Gene Ontology annotation, biological process: intra-Golgi vesicle-mediated transport; intracellular protein transport; retrograde vesicle-mediated transport, Golgi to endoplasmic reticulum. NCBI's taxonomy places the organism in Eukaryota, Heterolobosea, Eutetramitea, Acrasida, Naegleriidae.
AUGGAAGCAUUCAUUCAUCAAGUACGAGGCGUUUUUGUGUUGGAUCAAAACGGAAAACGAUUAUUGUCAAAAUACUACUCAAAUGAUCUGAAGAGCAAUUUAAGAAAACAAUUAGAUUUAGAAGAUAAUGUAUCCAACAAGACCAUUAAAAGCAAAACGCCUUCUUCCGGAGAGUGUGAUAUAAUAAUGAUCGAUAGCUAUAAUAUUGUUUUUCAAAACGUACAAGAUAUUUACUUUUUUGUUGUUGGAGCUGGCUACGAAAAUGAAUUGGUAUUAUCGGAAGUGUUAUCGGGACUAAUCGAUGGUUUGAUGAUGCUCUUUAGAAAUCAAUUGACCAAGAGAACUUUCCUUGAAAAUUUUGAUUUGAUUGUUUUAGCUUUGGAUGAGGUUUUAGAAGAUGGUAUAAUCAUUGAAACGGACUCAUCAGCAAUUGCUCAAAAGGUUGCUGCCGUUGAAACAGGAGCCGAUGCUGCAAGUGGUGUUGAAGGAAGCGAGACCAUCACGCAAGUCUUCAAAUCAGCUCGAGAACAGCUCUCUGAGAUGGCUAGUUCAUUCUUCCAAUUUUAA